AGAAGACCUCCAAGGUCCCUUCCAGUCAUAUGAUUCUAUGAUUCUAACCCCAUCUAGCAUAGCCAAUGGCAAGAAGUUACAUUUGUGGGACCUAACAGAUUAUGUACUUCUGAAAUGUAGGGAGGCAGAUGGCUUGGGGCACUUCUCUUAAGAAUCUGGCUUCCUUUGAAUCUUUGUAUAUCAAAUCAAGUUUAUAGUGCCAAAUUUGAAUUGCUGUUUUUUUCUUCCCAUUUUCAGUAGUUUUUCUCAUUGCAGGCAGGUAACCCAAUGUGUCUUCUGCUGAAAAGAGCUAUAGUACUCAAUUUGAUGGGUGUCAAGAUGUCAUUGAAAGUACAGACAAGUAACAUCACAAACAAGAAUGAUCCCAAAUCCAUCAACUCCAGGGUCUUCAUUGGGAACCUCAACACAGCAGUGGUCAAGAAGUCAGAUGUAGAAACCAUCUUCUCUAAAUAUGGCAGAGUGGUGGGCUGCUCUGUGCACAAAGGCUAUGCAUUUGUACAAUAUUCAAAUGAAAGGCAUGCACGGGCUGCUGUCCUAGGGGAGAAUGGGAGAGUACUCGCCGGUCAGACUCUAGAUAUAAACAUGGCUGGAGAACCGAAGCCCAACAGACCAAAAGGACUAAAGAGAACAGCAUCUGCCUUGUACAGCAGUGGCUAUGACUUUGACUAUGAUUACUACAGAGAUGACUUCUAUGACAGACUCUUUGAGUAUCGAGGAAGAGUGUCUCCCAUACCCAGGAUGGUUCCCGUGAAGCGGCCACGAGUCACCAUCCCUUUAGUACGACGUGUCAAAGCAACAAUCCCGGUCAAGCUCUUUGCCAGAUCUGCUGCUCUUGUGAACAGCUCUGCCAAAUUAAAAUUGAAAUGCAGUGAACUGCAGACAAUUAAAACUGAGCUGACGCAGAUCAAAUCCAACAUUGAUGCUCUCUUGGGCAGAUUGGAGCAGAUUUCUGAACAACAGAAAGCACCUACAGAAGUUAGAAAAAAGGCAGAUGAAAACAAAAGUGAAAUUUCUCAGGAAGACACAGCAUCAGAAGCAGACGUGAACACGGAAGAGCCAUUAAAUGGGGAAGAAGAAGAGGAGGAAGAGGAAGGCCUUGUGCAGGAUGAUUGUGACGAUGAAUUGGAGAAUAGCCAUUUCACGUAUGUGGAAGACUCCAGCCUACAGUAAUUAGGUUCCAUGCUUUGUACAAUACUGUAAGAUGGUUUAUUCCUAAUUGCCAACUUCAAAAAUAGAUGGAGCGUUGUUUGCUUAGCAGGGUAAUCCAAUCUUUCAGACUCCAACUACUGUUCAGGAAAGGGUGAGAAUCACAUUUUCAUACGGGCCAAAUUCAGAAGAUCUGAUCCUACCCUUCUAAGGAUUUCUACUGGAAGAUAUACAACCAGAUGUAAGGAUCUUCUCUUCUUCAGGACAUAUUAACAGAAGAUUGCAUCUCUCAAAGCACAGUAAUUUACAACAAUUUCUUUGUUGAAAAUACAAGUUACAAACAGGCAAGCAUUGUUUUUAUUUUCUUUAUUCUUUUGGCUCUUCUCUAUUAGCUUAUCCUGCAAAGUUUGGUCACUUUGGCGUCCCUAGCUAUUUUCAAAAUGCUUCCUAGACUUUGUUUUGCUAUGAACAAAUGCAGGACUGAAGAAUGGAAGAAAGGGGGGGAGGGGGAUUUGUACAUAAAAUCCUGUAUAAUAAAAGAAAGAACUUGAUUCAUGGUGUAAACCCUGUAUCCUUUUUUUUUUUUUUUGCUGUUAUUGUUAUUCGAAUAAGAUACAUUUCAAAAUAUUAUAUUGGAUUCAGGCUACCUUUUCAUCACCUGGGAUAUUUUGGUUCACACUACCAACACCUAUUUUUUUUAAUCUUUUGCCCUCUGUGCUGUGCUCAUUUAACAUACAUUAAAAAUGGUGUCCAGACCAAACUAUAAGUGGAAACUGCCACAAUUAGUGCUCAGAGUUCCAGUUGUAUUCUUUUCCUCGAUAUUCCAUUCCAUUUUCUUCUUUCAUCCUGCUACCAACAUCAGCAAAUAUUCCACAUCCAUUGAGCAUAUUGAAUACUCACACCUGUUUUAGGGGUUCUCCUGCCUCCCCUGUGCUUUUCUACUAAACUUUGAUUUUAUUAUAUGCUGCUUUUUAACAUAGAGUGAAAUCUAAGUGACACCCAAAAGAAAUUAACCAUAAUACUUUAAGUAGAAAAGUGCCUACAUUUUGUCAUUGCUUUUUCAAAAAGAAAAUAAUAAAAUUUGAUUCUAUUUCUUGUGAGAUUGGUCUACUGCCCAAAAGGGAGGAAAACCUUCAUGACCAAGAGAUACAGACUAAAAGGGGGGAAAAUAAAAGAAAUUGGAAAGAAAGUACAAAGGCACUAAGAGCCCUCACUCACAAACACAGCUACAUUCAGGGUCAAGACACUAAGAGAGAUCUUUUUAUGGAGAAUAAUGAUGGCUGCAAUAAUUACCAAGCCUUUAUGCCAAGGAAGAACACCUCAAAAAAGUAGGCCCAGAGUUCUUCUGGGGCAGAUGGUGUGAGAUCCGCAUCCUUUUGCUACAAGUUUAUGCUAUCCCGCGUAACCUAAUUCACUGGAGUUUCAGUGCUGACAUUAUCCUGUAGAACAAGUGUCAAACUCAAGGCCCAGAGACCGAAUCCAGCCUACAGGGUGCUUAGAUCUGGCCUGCCAGGCUGCCCUGGAAACAGCAAAGGACUUGCUCAUGGUGCCUCUGCCAGCGAAAAUGGGAGCUCGGGAGUUCCGUUGUUGCUGGCAGACGGUUGCAGGAAGUCAUCACAGCUGAAAACAGAGCUCAGGAGCCCGUUUUCUCUGGCAGAGCACUCAGGUCACCACAGAUGCCCCGGCAUGAUCAACGUCAAGCUGGCCACGUCCACCCUGGCCACACACAGUGCCCCCGAGGUCAAACACAACCCUGAUGCAGCCCUCAAUGAAAUAGAGUUUGAUACCCAUGCUGUAAAAUAUGCUGGUACAAUCCAGAAGCCACUGUUCCCUCAAUAGCUUUGAGUUUCCUUGGUCCUGAGGCUGUAAAACAGUUCCAAAGCAUAGUGCACUUCAUGCUUCUUGGUUGGGAUGAGGUUCUUUUGUUGGAAUUCAGUUUGUUUUGCCUCAUAUUUUGCAUUAUUUCCAUUAAGUACCCCUUUUGUCUUCUCGGUCCACAGAACACUGUUCCAUUAGCUUGGUGUACCUUCCAGGUGGUUGUUGACAAAAACGAGGUGGGUGCCAGCUUCCUUGCUGGAGAACGCCAUUCAUCAUAUACUUCCAUGAACACUAUUGUUCAUUGUUAUACCUAAAGCACACUCAUAUACACUGACUUUAGAUAAUUAACAACUUCCCACAAAUCCUUUCCUAUAGCCCUGGGAUUCUUUAUGAUGUUCCCAUCUGGAGUGAUUUCUGUUGGACCUCUCCUGGGAAAAGUAACGUUUAAAAAAAAAUGACCAACAUCUUCCUAUGGAUUGAUGGAGGCAAAAAUCUUAAAAUAAGUUUUGUAACUAACAGUUUGGGUUUGAGACUCGAGCGCUGCAUGACAGGGUGAGCUCCCAUUCUCGCCGCAGCUCCUGCCAAUCUAGCAGUUCAAAAGCAUGCAAAUGCAAGUAGAUAAAUAGGUAUUGCUUCAACCAGAAAAUUACUGCAUUCUGUAUUUUCAUGCUGGCUACGUGGUGACAGAAGCAUCUCUCAAGACAACACAGGCUCCAUCGGCUGAGAAUCGGAGAUGAGCAUUGCCCCCUUGAGUCAAUCAUGAUUGGACAGGGGAAACCUUUAAUGCCUUUCUAGUCUCCUGAGUACCAACUACCUUUUUUCAGAGGUUUGCAGAGGCAUGAAUCAUUCCUCAAAUCUGCAUGAUAAAAAGCAGGAUUCAACAGAAAUGUUUGGGCUUUUUGAGAGGAAGACUUCUCAAAUUCAUCCCAUAAAUUGGAAUAGCUAUCUCAAUUUAUCCUGUUAUUAAUCCUAGAGCUUCUUAUAUAUUUUUACAAGGACAGUAAAAGUUGACUUAAUAUAUUCAAUAAAGACAUGAUACACAUUAAACACAUUUAUAUCUAUUAAUAAAAGUUUAAGAAGCCCUGAUCACACCACUGAUCAUAGUUCUGCAGGAUUGCAAAUAUUUCUAAAAGGUUCACAAAUGUUUGCCCAGUUGGAUCUCAGAACUAUUUCCCAAAACUACACUUAGAAUAUGAAGAACAAUUUAUGGCUGCUAUGUAAAUUUUUCCAUGUUGCCAUUGUGGGCGCAGAUAAUCACAAAGUACCAGGGGAGCCUGGUAGAUACUAAUAGGAUUCCACUAGGUUACGUGGAAUUCACAGCAUAGUAAAAACACCAGCCCUACCUCAUGCAGAAAAAUAACCGCAGCAAUCACAGUAGGAUAUGCGGGCCACAGGUAAGACUUCUAGGUAAACCAGAAGAGGCUCCUGCUUCAUUAUUUUCUACCAGCCCAUUAGGGAGACAUAUUUGUGAAGAACUAUGUGUUCUGUUCCAUAUUUCCAUAAAAUAAGAGGCAUCAAAGGCAAAAUCAUAUGGCAAGACUUAUGUCAGAUGAAAAAUGUUACCUGAAUGUCAGACUAGCUGAAAACAAACAUGUCUGCAAUGGAAUGGAGGCAAUGGAGAUGAUGUAUCCUCAUGAACAUGGCUUUUAAGAAUGGUUAGUGAGGCAUUUUAGUUAUUAAUUUCAUAUGCUGCCAAUCUCAUGGUUCAAGGUGACUCCGGAGAGCUUAUAAGGGAGGCAUGCUGGCAACAUGGGCAGAUCUGAAGACGAGCUCAUUGAUGGCAAUAAAACUACGUACAAUCUAUCCAAAGAAUAGAAAGAUAAAUGCUCAAUUUUUAGAAAUUUUUAUUGUAAAACAAGAAAGAAAAUAGUACCAGUUUCUUAGGAAAUAGAUAUUUAAAUGCUCAGAAUAGAGGUAGAUUCAUUAAAAAGGGGGGGGCUGAUUUAGACUCAAACAUUUCAUUAUUCUAUUGUAGUUACUUGAAGUACCAACUAUGCUUACAACUAUGAUUAUCCCAGCCUUCAGAAUGUUACAAAUGCCAGGAAUAAAAGGGAGUCAAAAUGUUUAGCAGGCAGAAACCCAUAAAGCUUUGUUGCUUCACAUUUAAGCAUAACAUACCAUGACUAGAUUUGCUAAUCUAGUCCUGCAAACUGAAUCAAAAUCCUGCAAACAUACUUUUUCUCAUUUUUCAAAUGAAUGAGGCAGUGAAAAAAAAAAUAGAAUUGUUUCUCCAAUACAUAGAUGUAUGUGCUGUGGUAUUUUAAAAUGUCUACUUAUUGCUGAAGCUUUUCGGAUGAGAAGCAAAACAUCUUCAAAGAAAAACAAGAAAGUUCAGUUGCUUCUUGAAAAAGCACCUUUGGGACUAUUUUACUUAUGUUAACAAAACUAGAAUUUUCUAGGACCAAGACCCAAAGAACCAUGUAUUUUUGAACUCCCUAGUCCUUAUCUGGAUCCAUAAAUUGAGAACACAAUGCUUACCUUACACAGAAGGUAAUCUUGACUCAAAGCUUUUUUGCCUUUACCAUAUUAAUUCCCUGAAACCUUUCUAGUUAGCAUUCCAUAAGGUGUCACUGAACAUCAACUAGGGCAAACCGCCCAUCAGAAUAUGAUCGGGGAUUUAGGAUAGUAGUAUCUGGAGCAUCAUGGCUGCUCAUAAAUUUUCCCAAUUUAUGGGAGAGAUGCAAACACUACAUUAGUCAAGUAUUAUAGGAUCCUAAGAUUAACAUAGCUCAAAAUUAUUUGACAAUUUUUCAUUCACGCUGACUGGAGUGGAACGAGCCGCUGGUUUAAAGCCUUUCAUGGCUUGGGCUGGGUUACCUAAAGGAGUCUUCCCCCAGUUGUUUCUACCCACCCAAUUUGAUCAGGCAGGUUGGGCCUAUAACAGGUAUUUCAAGAAAUGUCAGCUGGCAGGGACCAGACUUGCCUUCUCUGCUACAGCCCCUGCCAUCUGGAACAUUCUUUUCUCAUAAAUUAUGAUGACCAAGGUCGUUGGUCUUUUGUGCCUAGAUCUGGGCCCCUGGGAACGUUAAGGGACCCAUUUUUAGCUAUAUCCACGCCAAUAAUUUUACUCUGCAAUCAUAUAUAUUUAUUUUAUAUUGGUUUAAAUUGUUUUUAUGCUUUUACAAUGCUUGCUGCUCAAAGUCCCUUGAGAUGGGCAGCUACAGAAAUCAAACCAAAUAAAAAAUAAAACAUACUUUGCUUCAACAAGGU
This is a messenger RNA of Ahaetulla prasina, 6174 nucleotides long. RefSeq names its product RALY heterogeneous nuclear ribonucleoprotein (gene RALY). Lineage: Eukaryota; Metazoa; Chordata; Lepidosauria; Squamata; Colubridae. Gene Ontology annotation, cellular component: nucleus. The transcript is spliced from 9 exons. Bases 268 to 1170 code for a protein of 300 amino acids. Gene Ontology annotation, molecular function: RNA binding. The record is from RefSeq and is a predicted model, not a curated record.